GACUUGCCCACCAAGCCACCUACGACUACGAUUGAAGACUUUAUCCUAAAUUCUUCGUUAUCGUAAAAUAAAAUUUAAAAAAGGCAAGUAAAUCUUAGGAAAGUUCCAAAAUCCAAACUCCAAGAUCCCAAAAUCCCCCAAUACCUACUUUUCCCCCCUACAUAAACCCUUCCUCUGCUCGUCCUUCCUCAUUCAAAAAAACCUCCAAGCUUUUUUUCUUUCUGUCGAUUUCUGUUGUAUAAUUUCCUAAAAUGUGUGGCGGUGCUAUCCUCGAUGAUAUAAUCCCAAGGAGCAACCAGCAGCGACGCGGUGUCGCUGCCUCUGACCUCUGGCCUAACUCCCCAUUCGCUAAAGUUCCCACCUUUACCUCUGAUCUCCGUCACUCCAGUUAUGACGUUUCAUUCCCUGGCCUGAAAAACCCUCGACCCCAAUUCUCUCCAGGUGAUGAGCAAGUGGAGAAAAAACCGAAGAGGGUGAGGAAGAACCAGUACAGAGGUAUAAGGCAACGUCCCUGGGGCAAAUGGGCGGCGGAGAUUCGCGAUCCGAGAAAAGGCGUUCGUGUUUGGCUCGGUACGUUCAACACUGCUGAGGAAGCGGCUCGUGCCUACGACAGAGAGGCCCGGAAAAUCCGCGGUAGUAAGGCCAAAGUCAAUUUCCCCAACGAAGACGAUGACUUCUCCACGCAAAAUUACCAGCGGAACCACUGCAACCAGACCAUUCUCUGGAAUCCGAGUCUCAACCCAAACCCAACAGUUUGUCCACAAAGGGGAAACGCUAAUUUCAACCAUACUUAUGGGUUUGGUAAUGAUUUGUAUAACCAGAUUGGGGCCUCUGCUACAGACCCCAUUGUCAUACCUGGAGAGGAAAUUUCUGGGUCUGGUUUGCAGGGGACGUACUCAUCAGUCGACCAAAAUGAGGAAAUUUCUGGGUCUGGUUUGCAGGGGACGUACUCAUCAGUCGACCAAAAUGAGGAAAUUUCUGGGUCUGGUUUGCAGGGGACAUACUCAUCAGUCGACCAAAAUGAGGAAAUUUCUGGGUCUGGUUUGCAGGGGACAUACUCAUCAGUCGACCAAAAUGAGGAAAUUUCUGGGUAUGGUUUGCAGGGGACGUACUCAUCAGUGGACCAAAAUGUAACCGGGGAUCGUCAUUACGCUGAAGUGAAGACAGAGCAGCAAGAUGAGAAACCAAUGAACCCGGAAGAGGCAGCAGCUGCGGCGAAAGCUCUGGAGGAGGAGAGCGAAGUGCGGAAGCUCUCGGAAGAGUUGAUUGCUUACGAGAACUACAUGAAGUUCUAUCAGAUCCCGUGUUUUGAUGGACAAUCACUGCCGCAAAACAAUACUGUUUCACAGGAGACUAUCUUCGGUGAUCUAUGGAACUUUUGAUGAAUGACGGUGGGGGGUGGGGUGGUGAUGGUGGUGGUGGUGAUGCUGCGCCUCGGCGGAGACUGUUAGAACAGUCUUAUUAUUAUUGUUUUUAAAUUUAUAUAUGCAAUAUUUUAUUUUGUACUGUACAUAGAGAAUUGAAAAAAAAAAUUUCAUUAUCA
Rubroshorea leprosula is the source of this 1543-nucleotide messenger RNA. The record is from the annotation of a GenBank genome assembly. NCBI's taxonomy places the organism in Eukaryota, Viridiplantae, Streptophyta, Magnoliopsida, Malvales, Dipterocarpaceae.